AUGGCGGCGGGGGGCAGCUGCCCCGGCUGCGGCUCCGCGGCGCUGGUGGAGGACGCGCACUACGCGCAGCAGCAGCUGGUCUGCGCCUCCUGCGGCUGCGUCCUCGCCGAGGGGCUCCUCACCACCACCUACGCUGAGGAGGAGCACCUGCGAGAGGUGGCGUAUUCCCAGAGCACUGGCCAGAAAGAACAGCUGAGCCGCUGCCUGCAGCGAGGGAUCAGGCGGGUCCAGGAUCUCUGUAAAGUCCUCCAGCUCCCGACGGUGUUUGAGGAAACGGCGGUGUCGUACUUCCAGAGAGCUGUGCAGCACCCUUCCUUCCACCUGGUCAGUCUGGAGAAGAAGGAGCUCUUGGGGGGCUGCUGCGUCUUUGUGACUUGUCGACAGCACAGCUGGCCCCUGACGAUGGGCACAAUCUGCUCCCUCCUUUACGCGAAGCAGGAGCUGUUUGCCAGUGUCUACCUGAGCCUUCAGAAAGAGCUGGAGCUCUCUGUGCCGGCCCUGAGCCUGGCAGACCUGGUGAAAACACACCUGAACAGUUUUCGGCUAUUCCAGCACGCGGCCGACGUCCCUGCCCCGUUUGUGGAGGACAAGGAGAAGAUGGUCACUCGAACGAUGCAGAUUGUGGAGCUGGCCAGCGAGACGUGGCUGGUCACCGGCCGGCACCCUGUUCCCAUCGUCACGGCCGCGGCUUUCCUGUCGUGGCAGUCGCUGCAGCCCGCUGCACGCCUCACCUGCACUUUUGCCCGUUUCUGCAAGGUGGCGGGUGUUGAUCUGCCCCCACCGGCGCACCUGAGGCUGAAGGAGCUUCUCGAGAUCCUCCUGAGAAUGGCCUCCCAGCUCGCUUGGCUGAGGGUGUUUAAAAUGGACAAGAAAACUGUGGUCAAGCACAUUGGGGACCUGCUGCAACACCGAAUUUUCCUGCUGAAAAAUGCCUUCUGCCUGGAGGAUGAGGAGGAGCGGUGUGCCACGGCCCUGGGCGAGCACUCCCCUGUCUCUCCUCCAGCGCAGGAGGAAGGCUGUCCCGCGGAAGGGAAACGCCAGCGUGAGGGCGGCCCGGGGCCCUUGCUGCCACCCUGCCUUACCAAUCCGAGGAAGAGACUGCGGACGGCAGCCCCGAGCGCUUCGGACUUGGCCAUCACCGGCGACGAGCCCAUCUCCGACAGUGAAAUCGAGCAGUACCUGCGGGGCCCGGAGGAGAUCCGGGCCUUCAGGCAGGCAAAGGCCUGGCCGUGAUGGUUGUCUGGUGUGGCCCAGAGGACGGUGCUGCCAGAGACGCUGGGGCAGCAGGGACUGCGCGACCAAAAGGGUGAAACCCAGCGGUGACAGAGCCAUGGCACGCUGCGGGGUUGUGGGGAAGGAGAGGGCUAUGUCCCCUUUCACGUUCUGGACCAAAAUGGGGCUUUUAAUGGACUGACUGCUUUGGGUCAGGUGCCAGGACAGGUUUCUGGCUUCUCUCUCGUUGCAGCCUCUGGUAAAAGGCGUUUUGGUGAGUCCCAGUCCUGCGGGGUGGCAUCACGGGUCUGCAGAGCCCAUGGCCUUACUCUGGGGGUGACACCCAGGGGAAGGUCUCCAGCACCUCCACUGGAACUGGUUUUCCGUAGCGCUGCUCCGGCUUUUCCGGGGACGGUCUCACCUUCUCGUGCUUCACCUCCUUUGACAGAAUGGGUUUGUGAGUGGGUCAAGGAGACACCUUAACUUGCAGAGAGAAAACUACCCCCGUCUCGGUUAAAUAAGGGAUGUGAAGCUGCUGGAAAUCCGCGGCAAAGGCGCAGCUUUGGGCAGCGUGGGUGCAGUGCCGCUGGCUGUUCACAGCAGCGUGCUGCUCGCUCAGUAAAAGGGUGCCCUCUCCCUGCCUGGUGGUCUGUUGUGUUUGAACG
Messenger RNA from Grus americana (Whooping crane), 1877 nucleotides. It is a transcript of the gene BRF2, whose product is annotated as BRF2 RNA polymerase III transcription initiation factor subunit. Gene Ontology annotation, molecular function: TBP-class protein binding; RNA polymerase II general transcription initiation factor activity. The record is from RefSeq and is a predicted model, not a curated record. The coding region runs from base 1 to 1233 and encodes 410 amino acids. Lineage: Eukaryota; Metazoa; Chordata; Aves; Gruiformes; Gruidae. Gene Ontology annotation, cellular component: transcription preinitiation complex; nucleus. The transcript is spliced from 4 exons. Gene Ontology annotation, biological process: transcription preinitiation complex assembly; transcription initiation at RNA polymerase II promoter.